GAAAAUAUGGCAGAAAGAGAAGGUGUUGAGAGUCAGUCAUCACAGGCAACUAAGAAAAGAAAACCGAAUUGGACAGCAGAUGAAUGCUUGUUUUUAAGCAAGUGUGUAGAAGAACAUAAAAGUAUCCUUCGAGCUAAAUUCGGAACGGGGGUUACGACAUUAAAGAAACGGGAGAUUUGGAGGAAAAUCACAGAUGCCAUCAAUGCCUCUUCCUCCACCAAGCGAACGGUGGAGGAAGUUGAGAAGAAAUGGCACAAUAUACAGAUGAAGGGGAAAGCAGAGCUGGCAGACGCACGACGUAGUGUGAAACAAACGGGCGGUGGACCAGCGGGAAAGCCUUUAACGCCAUUAGCAGAAGCAGUUGGGAGUGUUAUUGGUACCAACAAUAUAAGUAUCAGUGGGAUCCCUGGUACAGUUGACACAACAUAUCUAAUGCUCGACAGACCAAAGAUCAGCACGGAAACCACAGCGAGUACGAUUGAAUCAGAUGGCCUUGUGACUCAAUAUCUCCAUGUCAUCAGCACCAGUGAAUCUGGAGAUAGGCAGCAACAAAUAAACUUUGUUACUGUCCCACAGCCAAAGGCAUGUCCUACCAAUGUUUGCACCCACACCGUAAUUGACCCGCAUCUGCAAAAGCAGAAGCUAGAACUGGAAAUUGAGAAUCUCACCCUCCGAAACAAGUUUAUACGACUUCAGAUUGAAAGAAUUGAAGGAGUAGAUACAAGUAGUGAAUUAUAAGCGCUUUGACACGAAUUUACUCACAUUUAGUAAUUAUCAAAUAGUUCUAUAAUCUUGAAUUAAAUAAUGUUGCCAGUACUUUUUUAAUUAUUUGUAUCUUUUCAUUUACUGUUACGCAGUGACCACUUACCUGUU
Messenger RNA from Ostrea edulis (European flat oyster), 873 nucleotides. Its product is annotated as myb-related transcription factor, partner of profilin-like. Bases 7 to 738 code for a protein of 243 amino acids. The record is from RefSeq and is a predicted model, not a curated record. Gene Ontology annotation, cellular component: nucleus. NCBI's taxonomy places the organism in Eukaryota, Metazoa, Mollusca, Bivalvia, Ostreida, Ostreidae. The transcript is spliced from 3 exons.